AUGUUAAACAAGGUACGAUGCCUUGAGCUUGAUCUACACGACGGCUAUAAUGGACCUGUUAUCUACCAUGGCUGGACUUUAACGUCAAAAAUCAGCGCAGUUGACGUCUUAAAAGACAUUGCUGCAAACUACCAAAAAGAUGAUUUGCCAUUAAUUUUGGACCUCGAAGAUCAUCUAAGUGACUUUCAAAGAAAUUACCUGAAACGAGAAAUGCUGGAUAUUUUUAAAGAUUCUUUGUACUUACAAGAUAGUAAAGAAUUCAAAAGUCUACCUUCUCCCAACGAACUAAGGGGGAAGAUUAUAGUGUUAGCCGACAAAAAAAAAUGGGGCUCUCUGGUUAACAUUUGUCAAAAAGACGACCACCAGCAUGGUGACAUCUUCAGCAAUAGAAAUGUCACCGAAGUUUCAUCGCUGUCGGAACACACAUUCAAAGGGAUAUUAAAGUCAUUGAAAGUAAAAAUUGUCGACCGAAUAUUUGGAGGAUCCGGAAACAUUAACCUCGAGCGAUUCAGGGACGUGACCAAACGUCGAUUGAUUCGCAUAUACCCCGGCGCAGACCGGCAGUUUUCGGGCAAUUAUAACCCGAUUUCGGCAUUGAAUGCUGGAUGCCAACUGGUGGCACUGAACGUACAAACCAGAGACUCGCACUUGGCCGUAUACGACAGCUUAUUUCGAGAAAACGGAAACACAGGUUUCGUCCUAAAACCCGCUACGCUAUUGAACCCAGGAGUUCCUGCCAACAACAAAAGGAGAAUAUCAAUCACAGUUAUCAAGGGAAAAAAUCUAACAACCAGCAAGAAAGUGAUCGAGACAUAUGUUAGUCUACGUAUCGAAGGAGUAAAAGCCGACGAAAAUAAAAAUCGCACGAAAACAGCCAAAAGUGCAGACGGGAUAAAUUCUGAAUGGAAUCAAACUUUGCAAUUUGAUGUGACGAGGUCGGAACUGGAUUUCUUAGUCAUUAAGGUCAAAGGAACCCAAUACAUGGGCCUCAAAAAUCACACCAUUGGAACUCACGCUAUACCGAUAGCAAACCUGACAGAAGGCUUACAAACUGUUCCACUAGAGGAUAAAUUUCUAAGAAAUCUCAAUGCAAGCAUCAAAGUGGAAAUAAGCAUCAAAGACCUGACUUGA
Messenger RNA from Daphnia pulicaria, 1131 nucleotides. Its product is annotated as 1-phosphatidylinositol 4,5-bisphosphate phosphodiesterase delta-4-like. NCBI's taxonomy places the organism in Eukaryota, Metazoa, Arthropoda, Branchiopoda, Diplostraca, Daphniidae. The record is from RefSeq and is a predicted model, not a curated record. Gene Ontology annotation, biological process: lipid metabolic process; intracellular signal transduction. The coding region runs from base 1 to 1131 and encodes 376 amino acids. Gene Ontology annotation, molecular function: phosphatidylinositol-4,5-bisphosphate phospholipase C activity. The transcript has a single exon.